Molecule: messenger RNA, 684 nt
Organism: Arachis stenosperma
Lineage: Eukaryota; Viridiplantae; Streptophyta; Magnoliopsida; Fabales; Fabaceae
Product: secreted RxLR effector protein 161-like
Exons: 1
Coding region: 1-684 (227 amino acids)
Source: RefSeq, a predicted model, not a curated record
AUGGUUUCAUCCUUACAAUUGCUAUCCAGUGGUUCUGAGAAGUUUGAUGACGCAAAACUAUAUAGAAGUGUGGUAGGAACAUUGCAAUACUUGUGUAUCACAAGGCCAGACAUAUCUUUUGCAAUAAGCAAGAUAAGUCAAUUUAUGCAAUGUCCUUUGCUUGCUCACUGGAAGGCAGUAAAAAGGCUGCUAAGGUAUCUACAAGGCACAAAAGAGCAUGGAAUUUUGAUCCUUCCAAGCACAGAUUAUAGGCUUUAUGGGUUUGCUGAUGCAGAUUGGGCAGCAGACUUGGAGGAUCGAAGGUCUGUAACAGGUUAUUGUGUUUUCUUAGGGCCUAAUUUGAUUACUUGGUGUUGCAGGAAGCAGACCACGAUUAGCAGAAGCUCAACGGAGGUAGAAUUCAGGAGUCUAGCUGCCUGUGAAGGGGAGUUGGUCUGGUUAACAAAUUUACUUGCUGAAUUGAUGAUUUCUCUCAAAACAGUCCCCACUAUUUUCUGUGAUAACCUCAGCACCGUGUCACUCACAGAAAAUCCAGUGCUACAUAAUCGUACCAAGAAUUUUCAACUUGAUGUUCAAAUUAUUCGAGAGAAGCUAAAGUCCAAAUCUCUCCAUGUGGUCCACAUUCCAGGGAAUGAACAGGUAGCUGAUAUAUUAACAAAGCCCUUCUCAGUAACUGCUUUUUAG